Molecule: messenger RNA, 927 nt
Organism: Leishmania mexicana MHOM/GT/2001/U1103
Lineage: Eukaryota; Euglenozoa; Kinetoplastea; Trypanosomatida; Trypanosomatidae
Product: eukaryotic translation initiation factor 4e,putative
Exons: 1
Coding region: 1-927 (308 amino acids)
Biological process (GO): translational initiation
Cellular component (GO): eukaryotic translation initiation factor 4F complex
Molecular function (GO): translation initiation factor activity; RNA 7-methylguanosine cap binding
Source: RefSeq, a predicted model, not a curated record
AUGAACCCCAACGCCACGGAGUUCAUGCCAGGCCGGCGCAACGGCCCGGACGGCGGGCUUGAGGCGCUGCCCACGUCCACGGCGGACAUGGAGCUUGCCAAGACUCCGGCUGGAGCCGCUGCCGCUGCCGUCCACGCGUCGGCGCUGCCAGGUGCGGCGCGCCGCAGCCUCCACAACUCUCCCAUCAUCCAGCCCUCUCGUCUGAACGUCAAGAGCGCCUCUGAGAUUGAGGCCAUUAGCAAGAACAGUGCUCUGAAUGCAGCUGCCGCCGCCUACGUGCCGCAGCGCACCCUGGCGCGGGUGGUGCUGACACAGCCAUCCCCGCUCGCCCUCGCCCCCUCUGAGGACCCGGCCAAGGACAAUAUCGAGAUGAUGCUGGACGAUCUUUGGUGUCUCUUCUACCUCCCUACUACGCUGGGCGAGAACAUAAAGGAGGAGGACUACAACCCCACGUUGGUGUUCCGCGUGGACAGCAUCCCGACCUUCUGGCGGGUGGUGAACAACGUCGCGGCCCCAUCCGAGCUGCAGCUCAGCACGCUGUAUCUCUUCCGCGACGGCAUCGACCCCAAGUGGGAGGACCCCGCGAACCGAGAUGGUGGCAUUGUGAAGGUGAAGGCCACUGCUGCCCAGGUCGAUGAGGCGUGGGAGCUGCUGCUGUGCCGCACCAUCGGCGACUCGUGGUCCCCAUCGGUGCGCGAGACCGUCAACGGUGUGGUGUUGAAGGUCCGCGAGCGCGCCUACUGGCUGGAGUUGUGGGUCACCAAGAACUCGAGUGCGCUGCAGAAGGACCUCGCCGAGCUCUGGCACCCGAUCCUCGGCGCCUCCUUCGCGACCACGUACCUGACGCACGCCAUGAUGCAGGAGCGCUCCCACGCCGCUGCCGCCUUAGCUGCCGAAAAGCAGAAAAGGAACCGUCGGCGCUACUAA